UGGUUAUUUAUUUGUUUAUUCUUUUUCAAUUGUAGUUUUACUAUGGCAAACAACAAUCAAAACAUCGUCAUGGGUUCUGAGCUUAUGGUCAACCUGAACCUAACAAAUAUUCUUGAAUGGGAAGCUAAGCUAGUUGAAGUAGUCAAACUCAAUGGACUUCAGUAUGUACUGUUACAUCCCAUGCAAAGCUACUAUACCAGAGACAUGACCCCUGAAAGAUUUGCUGUCUGGGAUGCGGAUCUCAAAAAGGUUAUGAGUCUCAUGCUGAACAAUAUCCCUGAUGAAUGAGCUAGAAGGUUUGUAGCUUACGAACCUUUUACUCUCAUCAAGAAUCUGAGGGAUAUCUGUCGUGGAAACACGGAGGACAGGGACCUCAAUGUCCAUGAGUUGAUUGAAUCAAUGACUGGUAUAAAGGUUAUUUCUCAUAACAUGUGUUUUAGGAUGGAGGUCCAAGAAACACAUGUUCAGCUCCUUCGCAAUAAACAAAGGGUAGGCGUCCCACUAAGGUUCCAUGUGGAGCUUAUGCUUUCAUAUUUUGAUCGCCUAAGUCUGCUAGGAACACCAAUAAGCGAAAGGAUGACAAUCUCUAUCAUGCUCAAUUCACUGCACAGUGGGUUUGGUCGCUUCAAGCAACUAUACCUAAGUGAACCAAGAGAAGAAACAGUUGCAGAGUUUGUUCACCUUGUCAAAAAGGCUGAGAUAGUACUCGACUGUGAAGCCAAAGAUUUACUCAAGGCUAAAGGGAGACCUUUCAAGAAAGGUGGAAAGUCCAAGGGAAAUGCUGAGUUAAGAAAGAAGACAAAGCAGGACAAGUCCACAUCAAGCUGUCUUUAUUGUGAUGGAAUAGGCCAUUACAAGAAAGAAUGUCCAAAGCUUAAGGAAGAUCAGAAGAACGGAACAGUCGUUCCAUCUUCAGGGACUAAGAAGAAGUAGAAGGUUAAGCAAGGGUGAAGUCGACCUACGAGUGGGAAAUAGAGCAAGGAUUGCUGCAUUAGCUGUAGGAACUUAUUAUUUGUCGUUGCCCUCUGAGCUAGUUUUGGAACUGGAAGAUUGUUUCUAUGUUCCAAGUCUUACUAAAAACAUCAUUUCUGUUUCUUGCUUAGA
Molecule: messenger RNA, 1104 nt
Organism: Spinacia oleracea (spinach)
Lineage: Eukaryota; Viridiplantae; Streptophyta; Magnoliopsida; Caryophyllales; Amaranthaceae
Exons: 2
Coding region: 400-933 (177 amino acids)
Molecular function (GO): zinc ion binding; nucleic acid binding
Source: RefSeq, a predicted model, not a curated record